This is a messenger RNA of Malania oleifera, 2260 nucleotides long. RefSeq names its product perakine reductase-like. Bases 969 to 2024 code for a protein of 351 amino acids. The transcript is spliced from 7 exons. The record is from RefSeq and is a predicted model, not a curated record. NCBI's taxonomy places the organism in Eukaryota, Viridiplantae, Streptophyta, Magnoliopsida, Santalales, Ximeniaceae. Gene Ontology annotation, cellular component: cytoplasm.
AAAAGACGUUUUUCAAUUUUUAUAUAAAUCUAAAAUUAUUUUUAAUAAUGUGAUAUCUUUUGUAAUUAUUUAAAAAUAAAAAAAGAAAUAUAAAGUUGUUUCACAAGUAUAGUGGCAAAACCAAAAUUCAUCGUCAAAUGAUUCAAAAGUUUCCUUCCCCCAAGUUGCUGCUUCCCUGAUGCUCGGAAAGAUGUCUCUUCCUCUCGUCGAGGUAGACGGCGCGGCGGACGCAGGGAGAGGAGGUCGGCGAGUCAAUCGCGGGAGUAAUUAAGGGUUACUCAAGCACCGUGCAGGUGGAAGUGGAGAUGAGGCUAGAGAUGGCGGCGGCGGCGGGCGUUGGUGGAGGUGUCGGACACGAAGGGGGAGUUGACGUUCUCGAGGCAGGCGGAGUGCUGGAGUGGGGGGCGGCGCCACUGUUCCCGGUGGCGGCAAAUGGUAAGACGAGGGAGAAGAAAGCGAGUGAAAAAUGGCAAUUCGGAUCUUCAGCUUGGCCUUUUUUUGGGGGUCCAUGUAGCUUCGGCUUCUGGCUUUUGUCUUUUGUUAUGUCAGGUGGGGAAUGAAGCUUAUCUGAGAAUUCAGACUACUUUGGAGAAGGAAAAAAAAAAGCUUUAAGAUGAAUUUUGUAUGAACACAGCUGCUGAAUGAAAAAUAUAUGUGGAAUUGUUUUAUUGGUGGGGGUGGGGGACGCUUGGUGCCCUAGGACCUCUGAAUGGAAGUUUCUCUGAAGUUUACUUCAUGUUUAAGGGAUAUACGUGUGAGUUUUAGGACAAACACGUGAAAGUGACAGGUAGCUGGCCUUCUGUUUUCCAAGGUUGAAUCUUCUUAUCAUAUAAUUAUUCCUCAGUAAAACACUGUCCAAACAGGGCCAAAACCCAACAGCAGGGUCUUCAUCUUCUUCUGCUGGUCGGCUGAAAAAAAAAAGCAUUUUCCAAACUCGCUGAGCUCUGGUUUCUUGAUCAUCAGAGACGAUGGAGGAAAAGGUUUCUCAAAUCCAGGUCCCUCGAGUGAAAUUGGGAAGUCAAGGAUUGGAGGUUUCUAAAUUGGGAUUUGGAUGUGGGGGACUUUCUGGAUUUUAUAAUGCUCCUCUCUCUCAUGAAGCUGGAUGUGAAGUUAUCAGGGAAGCUUUUCAAAAGGGUAUCACCUUUUUCGACACAUCAGAUUUCUAUGGACAUAAUCAUGAUAAUGAGAUCAUGGUUGGCAAGGCUUUGAAGCAGCUUCCGAGGGAGAAAAUUCAACUAGCAACAAAAUUUGGCAUAUUUGUGGCAGAGGAUGGUCAUGUUGGGAUCAAGGGCACUCCUGAAUAUGUACGGAAAUGCUGUGAAGCUAGUCUCAAGAUGCUUAAUGUGGACUAUAUUGAUCUAUACUAUCAGCAUAGAGUUGACGUUUCAGUGCCAAUAGAGGAUACUAUGGAGGAGCUCAAGAAGCUUGUGGAAGAGGGAAAGAUAAAAUACAUUGGGUUAUCUGAACCUAGUGUUGACACAAUAAGAAGAGCACAUGCAGUUCAUCCCAUUACUGCCUUGCAAAUGGAGUAUUCCUUAUGGACUCGUGAAAUCGAGGAGGAUAUAAUUCCGCUUUGCAGAGAGCUUGGUAUUGGGAUAGUGGCAUAUAGCCCACUUGGUCGUGGGUUCUUUGGUGGGAAGGCAGCUGCGGAGAGCUUGCCUACAGAGAGUAUGCUGGCUUCCUAUCCAAGAUUCAGUGGGGAAAAUUUGGAGGCAAACAAAGUCCUAUAUGCUCGGCUUACCAGCUUGGCUGCAAAGCAUGACUGUACCCUUCCUCAACUGGCUCUAGCAUGGCUUCUCCAUCAAGGAGAUGAUGUGGUACCUAUUCCUGGAACAACUAAACUUAAGAACCUUGAUAAUAACAUUGGAUGCUUUGGAGUAAAGCUUACACCGGAGGAUGUCAGAGAAAUUUCUGAUGCAUUCCCAGCUGAUCAAGUGGGCGGUGAAAGGUAUCCUGGUGAUUUUUCCAAGCACAGUUGGCAGUUUGCAAAUACCCCCACCAAAAUCACAGCAAGUCAUGUGUGAUAAAUAAGCAAGAGCGUAAAUCUGCAACUCUCCUCUUCUCCUUUUUUUUUUGGGUGAUAAAUAAGCAAGAGCGUAAAUCUGCAAGUAAUAUGCCUUGCUCUCUCUCUCUCUCUCUCUCUCUCUCUCUCUCUCUCUCUCUCUCUCUCUUUGUGAGCUAUUUGGAGUGGAAUCAUAAACUAACAAGUCCCAUCUGGCACGUCUUAAAAAAUAAGUGCUUGUUAUGAAUGACACUUAAA